Molecule: messenger RNA, 3968 nt
Organism: Colossoma macropomum (tambaqui)
Lineage: Eukaryota; Metazoa; Chordata; Actinopteri; Characiformes; Serrasalmidae
Gene: arl6ip6
Product: ADP-ribosylation factor-like 6 interacting protein 6
Exons: 4
Coding region: 322-864 (180 amino acids)
Source: RefSeq, a predicted model, not a curated record
UCGCGGAAGCACGAACCGCGGUGUUUUGAAAAAGAGUCGAAAUUUGAAACUUUCGUCUGUUUCGUAACGCUACGCCGUCUUAACACGCUUAGGUUGUGUAUUAAGUGUGUGAGCAUUUAUGAAACACGACAUACGUUAUUAUAAAGACUUGAGGCCACUGCUGGGAACAAUUUAGGACUUUAACUUCGGAAAAAGUGAGAAGAGUAAACAAGCUAACGCUAGCCAGGGAUAGCUUGUUAGCCCGCUAACAUAACUAGCAUACAGUAGAAAGUUUGGAAAGAGUGAGUCGCUUUUCUGCACUCGAGAAAGACAGAAACGAGCAUGGCGGGGGUCUUUCGAGCGCCUGACGCUUUUUCGGGCGAUGAAGACGAUGACAAUGAUGCCAGCAGAGCCAGGGACGCGCUAAACACGACUUCAGAGGAGAGCCGUGUGAAGCAAACGACUCUGCAUCGGCUCGUGUCUCCGCAGCAGCGGUGUUGGAGGGAUACCCAGUGGCCAGCCCGUAUAUGCUCUAUGCUGUGUUGCCUGGUCAUUUUCUCCUUUAUUGCAGUGCUUGUCUCAUUUCUGUAUAUCAUUUUGAAAGAUCUGCGAGCUGAGAAAAUUACCACUGAAGAUGGGGCAGAAAUAAGACUUCUAGGGUUUUGGAGUAUGCUGGUUCUGUCCUCCUUGGCUGGAGUGCUGUGUUGCAGUUUCUCCUGGACUCUUACCUACUUUGACUCAUUUGAGCCUGGAAUGUUUCCUCCCACCCCACUUUCUCCAGCCAAACUCAGGAAAAUGACAGGCCACUCCUUUCACAUGGGCUACAGCAUGGCCAUUCUCAACGGCAUAGUGGCUGCACUCACUGUCAUCUGGUGCCUCACAUAAAAAAACCAUGCAAACUUUCGCUCCCUGACCGCUUCCUCACCUAAAUCAUCGCAUUAGCAUCAUUAGGAGCAGUAGCAUCAAGUGUUUAUGGUUAAUUAAAGAAAGGAAAACAUCAAGAUCAGUGGCGCUUAAUCCUGGUCCUGGAGCACCAGUGCCCUGCACAUUUCCUCUGCUCCCAGUACACCUGAUGCAACUAAUGAGCUAAUGAACAAGGCUUUGCUGAUGUGAAGUGCAUGUUAGAGCUUGAAGUGGGUGGUAGAACUUGAAAAACAACACAGCAUGCAGGGCUGCAGAACUCUAGGACCAGGAUUAAGAACCACUUUUCUAGAUUUAGUGUUACGUUGUACACUAAGGGGUUUAUUUUUUCCCUUUUGGUAAAUAUACAGUGUUACAACACAGUGCUAUUACUAUAAGUGUUAUAAUUUUUGAAAGUUUUGAAAGCACAGCCUGCAUAAUGCAACAGAUUUUUCUGUUUUCAAACAGCAAAUAAGCAUAGACAAACAGCCCAACCGGUAUAUCAGUUCGGCAGAAAUAUAGCCUAUAACAUGCUAUAUGUAAUUUAUGAUAAUUAUUUAUGGCAUGGCAGGGAUUCAAACUCACAAACUCCUGUGGGUAACCCCCUGUUUAAACUAUAGCACAGGAAUACAGGCUGAACUGAGUUUGAACACUAAACACCAUCAUAGUUAAAUUAACAAAAACAUGUAAAAUAUAAGCCUGGCAUGUAGCAUGAGAAUAAUGUGUUAUAACAGUUUUGUAGUGAAUUAACAAAGAAAAAUAAUCAGUAAUAAAUCACACAGAAUUCUGGUUAGCUCUGAUCACAGUGCUAUGAUAGUUAUGUUAACUAUGUUCUCAGACAACUUAAAACUGAUAAUCACAUCAAUCGGUAAAACACUAUAACUAAAGUACCGAAGUAUAAAAUUACAACAUAAUUUUUAUCAGUUUUAUCAGAAUUUUUUACAUGAAUUUUUAUCGGAAUUUUUUAUCAGCCACAAAAUGUUCAUAUCGGUUGGGCCCUAAUGUACAUUAAGUUUGCCAAAACUAUUUCUUUACAUGUACUAAAUGAAGUCCAAGAAAAAUCCUUGGUCUUUUCUAAGUGACACUGUUUUAUAAAAGUGAGAACAUUUUGUAUCUGGAAUCCUAAACUACAGCACAUUUUGAAUAGCUCAAAAGUUUUUAAGAGUUUAUGAAACACAUAAGGCAUAAUGGCCUUCAUCUAAGCUUAGCAGGCCUAUUACAUUGUUCUGGUUGAAACCAUAUUAGUAGAAAUGAUGUUUUCUUUGCCGUCUAAUUGUGUUUGUUUUUAAAAAGCGCUCUGCGCUCUCCUUUAAUUCAGUGAUGCAGCACUAAUUUUUUCCCACCACAAUAGCAGAGCAUUAGACUGUGCUUUUUGGCCUUUGAUCCGGGCCAUCAUUUGGUUGUCAGUGCAUUAACACAGCUACAGCUUAACUGCUUUAAGAUUAAUGAAAUGUGCAUUUUAAUGCUUCGACCUGGCAGAAAACAGGGCCUUUUAGAUUCUGCUUUAUUAAGGCACUAAGGCACCGAUUAGUUGAGCCUGGCAGUACGAUGGCUGUAAAGCAGGUGAUGGAGAGAGAUUUAAUGUAUUUCUUCAAUUGUUCGACUCCAGCAGGGCUUGAUUACUUUUUGUUCAAAACUAGAUUAGCAGGCCCUGUUGCAACUCAGGGUAGUUGACGCUAAUGCACUGCCCUGUAUCCUCAGUUCUCUCUUUUUCUUUUUUUUUUAGUCACACUGUCAAAGCAAUAGUGUGUGUGUGUGUGUGUGUGUGUGUGUGUGUGUGUGUGUGUGUGUUUUGAGAGUUGUUAUCUUUUUCUGUUCCUGUGUAGUUUCGAGGUAUUGCGCCUGUCAUGUAAGGAAGACAUGAAAUGACGUGCAUUCACAUCUUAAUCACUAAAAGAACAGACAUAUCAAAUCCAGGCCUCUAAUCAGUGUCUGUAUGACCUUGGGAAUGUAGCCGAAGGACUGCAUGCACAGUAGAGUGCAAAAGUCAGAGACCACCCUUCGUUUACUUCAUUUCCAGUGCAUGUUAUUAGUUUUUUGUAAGAUAUUUCUGAGAAGAUAAGAUAAUACAGAAGAUCUGUAUGCGAAAAGGGAACGUCAAAGCAAAAUAAAAAGGAAAAAAAAUAACCUCUGACUUCCAAAAUUAGUUUUGGAAUCCAACAUUUUUCCUGUAUUUUAUUUUUUUCUCUGAGGUCCAGUUAUGAAAUUUGUUAUUCGUUACAUGAGUGUAGAACUAUAUACUAGAUAUAGAGGAAAUGGGACUUGUGGAUUAAGUGAGGCAGAAAAUGUAACCAACUUCUAAGACUAAACAUUGGAGGUGUGAAACAAUAUCCCUGCAGAUUGCUUUGAGUAACUGAAAGCAAGUCUCCUGAAAAAGAUAGAGGCAAAGAAUGGACACAAAAAAAAAACGGAAAAGUUUGAUAUUAUAUUUAGUUCAGGCUUCUGUGUAAUUUUUUGUUAGAUAUUUUUUUCCUGACCCUGAAAAAUUACUGUGUGCUGGAUGUUUUGACUGAAUUUGCAAGAAAUGAACGGUGCUCUCUGGCUUUUGCACAGUACUGUAUUUAAUGUAACGUAAUGAAGUAUUGAGUCUGUGUUGUUUGCUGGUAGUGAGAAGUGUAUGCCUGAGGCAGACUCAAUCACUUUCACACCAGCUACACAAUCACACUCUCUGUCGGCCCUGAAACCAUCACAGAUUGAAUUCUGCUCUUAAAGGGGUAGUUCAGCGGAAAAUCACAUUUACACAUUUUUGCCCUUUCCUCCAAUAUAAUCGAUCGUAUGUGGUUUAUGACCCCAUAUGACAUAAUGUUAUCUUUGAAAAUAGACAAAAUGAUGUUGCGUAGCCAUGGUAGUAGCAGCCUGGAAGCCUGACUUAUUUUAUUGAAUAGGUAACUGUGUCUCAUACACUGUCAGGAACCACAUAAACAAGUCUAGUUGAAAUUUCUUAACAACUUCAUGCAUUUUGUGUGAUGCUAAUUGGCUGCUAAUUAGCCCUUGUGUGGUGUUGAUGUGUUUGUUACUCAGUGGUCUGGUGGACCCACCGCGUUAUUGUUUUUUUUAAUCAAUACAGCCAUAACAAUUUAUGUAAAAUA